Spirodela intermedia is the source of this 2240-nucleotide messenger RNA. NCBI's taxonomy places the organism in Eukaryota, Viridiplantae, Streptophyta, Magnoliopsida, Alismatales, Araceae. The record is from the annotation of a GenBank genome assembly.
AUGGAUAAGUCAUUGGGGAACGCAUUCACUUACUCCAAGCGAAAUAACCUGGCUCCUCCACUUUCCAACAUAGAAGGUCCCUUAAAUGUAUAUAUUUGGGACAUGGAUGAAACGCUUAUAUUACUGAAAUCUUUGCUUGAGGGGACAUAUGGAGUUGCCAUUGGCUCAAAGGAUGUACAAAAGGGAAGGGAAAUAGGGAAACAUUGGGAGAAUCGUAUUCUACAAGUUUGUGAUGAUAUGUUCUUUUACGAGCAAGUAAGAUUCAUCUCGAAUUCCCCUUUUUUUAGCAUUUAUCUUUCUGAGUCGCGUUUGAGCCUACUUUGAGUUUUGGUACAUAAUGGGUUAUGUCUCAACUAUGCUCUUGGGCAUGAAUCAUACAAGAAUUUAGGACAUGACAUCUAAUAUCUAUUUCUUUUUUGACAUGUCACGAAACAGGUUGAAAAUUAUAAUGAACCAUUCAUCACCGCUCUAAGGGACUAUGAUGAUUUGCAAGACUUGUCUGAUUAUGAUUUCAAGUCCGACGGCUUCACUGCCCCUUUUGAUGAUGAUAACAAAAGGAAGCUUGCAUACAGGUUUCGCACCAUUGCACAGAAGUAUGAACAGGUGCUGAUCGAUGACAACCUUUCUCCAUGAUGAUGUUUGUUCUUGUUGGUGAUGUAACUACGGUAGCAUGGUUUCCAUUUCUUGAAACCAAUAUAGUCACGCCUCAUCUUACUAUAAAAUCUUCUGGGAUUUUUUUCUUCUUUGGAACUAAGAUUAGAUUAUGAGAAGACUUUAAUGGGUAUUGAUUUACGAAAAUCAAAUCUGCUUCAGUAAUUUAUAGGUGGUGAUUAUCUAAAACAUGAAAGGCCAAAGUUGUACCUGAAAGCCUAUCCGAAGAAAUGAUAUAAUUCUAUUAUAAAGAUAUCUUAUUUGGAUCCAGACAUUCCUCCCAAGAACUUGGGAUCUUUUAGAUCUACAAUGCUGCUGCUAUGAAUAUCUAAUCAUCCAAGAUUAUUUCUCUGAACUUUCAAUCUAGGAGAGUUGAUUAUUUUCUCCUUGGUCACUGCAGGGCUUGCACAAUAUCAUUGAUGAAGGAAUGAUUAAGCUGUGGGAUGAUCUAUAUAGUUUGACCGAUAAAUAUGCUGAUGGGUGGCUUUCCUCUGGUAUGCGGCUACAUACAUCUCUUCACCAUUUUUAUUACAGCUCUGUAUUUGCCUCAGCUUUCUUUUUUACUGUAAUAUCUCGUUACAUGAAAUAAAUGCUCACAAAGUUCCAUUUUUGCAUUUUGAUUGAAUUAUGUACAUUUAUUCUUGUUUUAUUUUUAAUCUCGGUGCUUGAUCAUGCAGCCCGCACUUUAUUAGAUGACAUUUCCAACAGAAAUAAAUCGUUGACCAAUCAACUUGAAACUGAGAAUACAGCUGAUUCUUCAUCUGCGAAAUGCCAAAAUAUCAACGUCCUGGUUACCUCCGGAUCAUUGAUUCCCAGCCUUGUCAAAUGCUUACUGUUCCGGUUGGAUGGCCUGAUUGCCCAUGAGAACGGUCAGUACUCUCUCCUGGAUCAUCUACUCUGGACGACUAGAACCACUCUUGUCGCAUGAUCCAUUCAUAUGGCUCCAGAUCUCAUCAUCAAAAGCGCUGCAAUCUUUUAUCACGCAUGAAAAAUAUUUAUUUUAAUCGUUUUUCUUCAAUCUUGACAAAAAUAUUCAGUAAACCCUCCCUCUCAAGUCUCGGUUUCUAGCACCAUAAUUUGCUUAAUGCGCGUACAUAAUCAGAUUAUUGGUUCUAGAAAUAUAGAUUAAUGAUCUAAUUUCCUGAUUCUUGGCAAAAUAUUUAUCAGAUCCUCUCAUUAUUUUCCUCUGCUACAAACUUUCAUCACCAUUGGUUGAUUGUUUUCAAUAACCCAUAUGCAUGAUCUUCAUGCAGUCGAAUUAUUGAUGCUAAAACUAUAUAAUUCAUGAUCUAAUAUCUAGAAUCCCCGCAAAUGAUUCAUCAGUCUACAGUUCCUGGGAGGUGGGAAAGCUUCAGUGCUUCAAGUGGAUCAAGGAGCAGUUCUCUGGGGCCGAGGCCCGAUUCUGUGUGAUCGGAGAUGGACCGGAAGAGUGCGGAGCAGCUGAGAUCAUGCGGUGGCCCUUCGUCAAGAUCGACCUGCAUCCGAGUGGAAGCGGCCAUCGAUUCCCCGGGUUGACUUUGAAGAUGCUGGGCUACUACAUGGACGCUGUGUAUGGGGGAUCCGAAUCUGAAAAGUCCGAAGGAGAGUGA